AUGUCUUUGCUGGAGUUCCUUAUGGGAACCUUGAGCCAUUGUUGCUCUGGCAUUGCAUGGGAGGCGGUCUUCGUGUCUAGCGUCUUUAUAGACUUCUGUCUCCUCUGUCUUGCAGAUGACACAUACACCGAGAGUUAUAUCAGCAUUAUUGGUGUUAGCUAUCUACUGACGUGGUAUCGUUCAACGGUCACCUCUUCCCCUUCGCUGUCGAUAGCUGCAACCUUGGAAUCGGUCGUAACACUGUCGCAAAGGUCAAGUCCUUCUGUCGAUUCUCAUGGUGGUCGACGUGCGAGUUCUCUCAAUGUUCCGUCACCUCAUCAGCGCUCUUCAACAUCCACCUUCAUCAUUAUGGUGCAGGAAGGUUACAUGGCACACCUCAAUUGUUACAAGGUUUUUGUUGACAGCGAACCCGAGCUCAGGCGUGUUUAUCAGAGCCGGGAAAAUCCUACUCGGCCACCCUCCUCGACACCUUCUGACUCGGAAGAAGGUGAAGUAGAAGAGGAGAAUCCAGAUGAUCUGGCCGCACGUGAGCUUUAUAUAGUUCCUUCGACGGGUGCUGUGCUCGCAUACGGUUCUGCUAUCAGUCUACUCAACUAUCUCUGUUGCCUCAUUCCCCAUGACGCAUUCACGCCAACCCCACUUCUGAAGUACAGCGGUGACUAUGCCACUGUGCUUGAGCUGCCAUCCAGCCUUCCUCUUCCCAUCGACAAAUUGAUCUUCCGUGGACCACCCCGAUGUUCCAAGCGAGAAGCCCGACGUGCAGUAGCAUUCAUGGCUGUCAAGGAGCUUCAUAAACUUGGGGUAUUCAAUGACUACCUUCUUCUGUCAGCUGGCUCCAAGGGUAGGCACUUAGAGGAUGCCGACGGAAGAAAGCUUUUGGAUGAUUCUUGGGCUCUGGGGCCGCGGCUGAGGAUGCACGUCAUUUCCAUCGACAGUGUUGACGUUGCAGGACUCGUCACUGGCACGGAGUCACCAGCGCUAGAGAUCAUGAAAUGGGAGAAGUUGGAGAUGCUCAAUGAGUAUACCAAAAUGGGCAUAUGGUUCUGCAUCACUGGCAGGCCCAUCACUCUCCCUAUCACUUGUUUCCUCGUUCCACUGACUCCUCACAACUGUAUCGACUUCGACGCAGUGGAGCGUGUUGACAAGUAUAAGCGUCAAAUGACACAUCUGGGACUGCUUGUCCCUCAAGGGGCCUGUCGACGCACAUAUUUCUCGGAAAAUGUAUACCAUGCAUUUCUCUUCCUUCCACGCAUAUGCCGCCAUGCUACAGACCUAUACCGUGCUCACGAAGAAUGGUUUGAGCUUGGGUUACCUGCCAUUAAGGACGAGCUUCUCAUUGAGGCGUCGACCUUGCCCACGACAAGUGCAAAGUGGAAUAACCAGUGUUUGGAAACACUGGGAGACUCCGUUCUCAAGCUUGCCGCCACCGUUCAUGUCAUGAACAAGUACCCCCACCGGCAUGAGGGGCAGCUGUCUCAGCUCUGCCAGAACAGUGUGUCCAAACGGACUCUGCUGGCAAGGGCAUUGGAGAUUGGCCUUGAGAGGUACCUCACCUCGGAAGGUCAGAGUCUCCAUGUAUGGCGCCAUACUAUCGCAGAAGAUGGUGAUCACAUGGAGCCUUUUACUUCUGCGAGAGGGCAUGCUCAUGGAGCAUACCCUUGUCGAAGCUUACAAGACUGUAUGGAGGCAACAUUAGGAGCUGCCUUUUUGCAUGGUGGGAUGGAUAUGGCACUCCGUGCGGGAGAUGCCCUAGGUAUGACUGUGGGUGGCACUAUUCCCUGGACGCUGCGAUACUCUUGUCCACCGGAACCGUUGCCGGUGCCACCUCUUUUCAAUGACCUUCAAGUCAAUCUUGGAUACGAGUUUCAUUGGGGUGAUCUUUUAAUUGAAGCUGCAACCCACCCCUCUUUCGCAACUACUGCUGGAUCAUCUUAUCAGCGAUUGGAAUUUCUGGGCGAUGCUGUCAUUGACCUCGUCGUCAUGAAGUAUUUGUUUAACAAGUUCCCUGAAGCCAACUCAGGUCAACUAUCAGCUGCUCGCUCGCGAGCUGUAUGCGGGCCAACCCUAGCCUCUGUCGCUGUGAGACGGCUCGGGCUUCACAAACAUCUGCUUAUCAACAAUGUUGAACUAAGCACUGCGAUCACAAGACAUGUUCCUUUGCUUACGUCUCUCUCCCCUGAGGAUACUAUCAGCAAGGGAUGGAAAUAUGACCCACCGAAAGCACCGAGUGAUGUGCUGGAAAGUAUUGUUGGAGCAGUCUUAGUUGACACCCGUUUCGACUUUGAGAAAACAGCGGCCAUAGUUGAAGCGGUGAUCAGCGAUGUGCUGGAAGUCCUCAUGACAGAUCUUCCUCGGGACCUUGUGUCUGAGUUGAUGGUCUGGGCAGCUGCAGUGGGAUGCAGGCGGAUAUCCUUCCAGAAGACACAGAGCAAUCCCAAGCUCCGGCAAAAUGAUAGCGUUUCUGUGGUUGUGCAUGACGUAGUUGUUGUCGGCCCUAUUACAGCCACCAACCUGUCUUUGUCGAAAGGUCUUGCAGCGGAACCUGCAGGCACUGUCUUGGCUGACCCAACAUUUGACAAGUCUCUUGAAAAGUCGUGCAAUUGCAUGUGGGACUUGGCUGCUACUCUCCCAGAAGUAGCAGAGGCUAUCGUCGCUGAUGAUGCCACAGCUCCCUUGAAGCUCACUGAUGAGACCGAAAAAAGCUUUGCUACCAUCAGACGUUGCAGGACUUGGACAUUGGUGGGAACAAGAGAACUGAUUGGCAUUGAAAUCACCAGAGCUGAGCCCUCCGCAUUAGAAAAAAAGAUUUGCAAAUGA
This is a messenger RNA of Suillus bovinus, 2817 nucleotides long. RefSeq lists its product as uncharacterized. Gene Ontology annotation, biological process: RNA processing. The coding region runs from base 1 to 2817 and encodes 938 amino acids. The record is from RefSeq and is a predicted model, not a curated record. The transcript has 7 exons. Lineage: Eukaryota; Fungi; Basidiomycota; Agaricomycetes; Boletales; Suillaceae. Gene Ontology annotation, molecular function: ribonuclease III activity.